CAGUACUUUACUCUGGACUAAUCCUGUAUGCUUAGGGGCGGGACUUACAGGGGCUGCCUCUUUUAGACUAUAAAUACCACCUCCCAAGCUUAGUAUCGAACAUACCCGACGUGCACGCGAGGAAAAGACGUGGAUUCACAGAUAAACAAACAAAGGACCUGCAGGUGAAGUAUGGCUCGUACCAAGCAGACCGCUCGUAAGUCCACCGGAGGAAAGGCGCCCAGGAAGCAGCUGGCCACCAAGGCUGCCAGGAAAAGCGCGCCAUCCACCGGCGGCGUGAAGAAGCCGCAUAGAUACAGGCCUGGUACUGUUGCUCUGCGUGAGAUCCGUAGGUAUCAGAAGUCCACAGAGCUGCUCAUCAGGAAGCUGCCCUUCCAGCGCCUUGUCAGGGAAAUCGCUCAGGAUUUCAAGACAGAUCUGCGUUUCCAGAGUGCAGCUAUUGGAGCUCUGCAGGAAGCCAGUGAGGCAUACUUGGUUGGCCUGUUUGAGGAUACCAACCUGUGUGCUAUCCAUGCAAAGAGGGUCACCAUCAUGCCCAAGGACAUUCAGCUGGCCAGGCGGAUUAGGGGGGAGCGUGCAUAAAUGAGUGGAUUUUAAGUUUUUAGUGGGGUGGGGGUGGGGUUAUUGAGGGUUUUGCUUUGUAAAUCUAAAACUAUUACCAGCAUGUGUAAAAUUGAAUUUGUCAUUUGUAGGUCCAGGCAUGUUUUUGUACUUUUUUUUUUCUCCCCUUGCCUCACAUUCUUGUCAGUCUUCACAGUAGAGAUUCAUACCUGUAAAUGCUUAAGCAUAUUCCACUGACCUUCUCAGGUUUGCAAGUGUAUUUUAGAAUCUGUACCUCUGCAUGUAAUAGCGUUUCUUGUGCUGUAAAUAAACUCUCCACUACCUCAA
Molecule: messenger RNA, 888 nt
Organism: Betta splendens (Siamese fighting fish)
Lineage: Eukaryota; Metazoa; Chordata; Actinopteri; Anabantiformes; Osphronemidae
Gene: h3f3d
Product: H3 histone, family 3D
Exons: 4
Coding region: 172-582 (136 amino acids)
Cellular component (GO): nucleosome
Molecular function (GO): protein heterodimerization activity; DNA binding; structural constituent of chromatin
Source: RefSeq, a predicted model, not a curated record